Messenger RNA from Nilaparvata lugens (brown planthopper), 4413 nucleotides. It is a transcript of the gene lqf, whose product is annotated as epsin-2. Lineage: Eukaryota; Metazoa; Arthropoda; Insecta; Hemiptera; Delphacidae. The record is from RefSeq and is a predicted model, not a curated record. The transcript is spliced from 16 exons. Gene Ontology annotation, biological process: endocytosis. Gene Ontology annotation, molecular function: clathrin binding; phospholipid binding. Gene Ontology annotation, cellular component: plasma membrane; endosome; clathrin vesicle coat. The coding region runs from base 380 to 2092 and encodes 570 amino acids.
AUAUUUACAAAAACUCAUUUUCAUUAUUAUUUUGUAAAUUUUGGUGCAGGAUCAUUCACAUUGAACAUUCAUGUUGAUUGUGGACAUUAUUCUGACAUUUCUCGUUUAUGGUAUUUGUGUAGUAAUGGACGAAAAGUUAAUAUAUCAAGGUACCUUUCGCUGAUUUGUCGAAAAUUGAAACAGUCUUGACUUAUUUCGCAAUAAAUUUAUGUUUUAGUGUUUUAAUAUUAAUUUCAGUGAAAAAUAAACCUUAUUUACAUCACUAGAUCGAGCUCCUUUUCUCAUUACUUGGAAAGGAACAACACAAAACUGCAAUCCAAUGAUCAUUAGUUAGCGCCUACAGAAAGCUCCUUCAAAAUAAUUCAAGGAAACUUCUCAGAUGAACUUGAAUUUUGCUUUUGAAACCGCUGUACCAAGACAAAGUAAUCCCAAAACCCCGAACAAGAUGAAACGGCAACGGGAAGAUAUGCAGGUCAAUGUGGCCGGCCUGAGGAGGAACAUUAAAAAUCUUGCUCAUAAUUAUUCGGAUGCUCAGGUGAAAGUAAGGGAAGCGACCAGCAAUGAUCCGUGGGGCCCUAACAGUACUCUGAUGUCGGAGAUUGCUGACCUAACCUACAAUGUAGUCGCAUUUACAGAAAUCAUGCAGAUGAUUUGGAAAAGACUGAACGAUCAUGGAAAAAAUUGGCGACACGUGUAUAAAGCUUUAGUUCUUCUAGAAUACCUUAUCAAGACAGGUUCGGAAAAGGUAGCGACUCAGUGUAAGGAGAACAUUUUCGCAAUCCAAACUCUGAGAGAUUUCCAAUACCUUGAUGAGAACAAGGAUCAUGGCAUGAACGUUAGAGAAAAGGCGAAUAAGCUGGCGUCACUUUUACGAGACGAUGAUCGGCUCAAGAACGAACGGACGAAGGCGCUUAAAGCCAAAGAACGAUUCGCUCAGACCGCUUCUGCGUUCGGAAGUGAUACGGGCUUGGAUUCAAUGUCACCAUCCAGUCCUAGUUUUCCAGGGCAAUUCAGAGACUCGUGGCGAACUCCAUCAUGUGAUUCAGAUAGUACACCAACCAGAGCAGGUGCAGCGGGUGAGCUAGAGUGCGCGCGGCCGCAGACAGUGGGUGAGGAGGAGUUGCAGCUGCAGCUGGCUCUGGCCAUGUCCCGUGAGGAGGCAGAGCAGGAGGAGCAGAAGCGGCGCAGCGAUGAUGUCAGGCUGCAGCUGGCUCUCUCCCAGUCUGAGAACGAGUUCAAGCAAAAGAAAGAUAGUCCAUCUCACAUGCUGGAUCUGCUGGAUGUUUCGAUUGGUGCUCCUUCUCCCCCUCCCUCCUCGGCAGUGGACCCGUGGGGGAUGCCGGCUGCACCCCCUCCUCCUCCACCACCCUCUCAUCCUCCUAGACCUCAGACUCUGGACAUCAUGUAUUCCAAUUGGGAUCUGACUGAUCCAUGGAGCCUCUCGACUGGAACGGGUGCUAGUACAGUGUCCAGUGCAGCUGAUCCCUGGGCUCCCGUGUCUUCUCCAGCUCAAACAAUCCAGAAAACUCCAGUCAUGGCCGGUGCCGGUAACGAUCCGUGGCGAGCAGUGUCGCCGGCUGCAGCCAGACCUGCCGUGACGAGUGACCCGUGGUCGCCGGCAUCAGUGACCGACAUGAGUCCCUCUCACUCGCUCACCUCCCCCACCCCGACACCCACACAGGCCCACUCCGACCUCGACGAGUUCGACUUCAUCUCCAAACGAACUGUCAACAAUGCUAACUCACUCAACAACAAUCGCACUGAUUCGACGAGUCCCGAUCCGUUUGAUUUGAGCGGCCUGGGUGAUACGCUAUCCACAACAAAUUCUGCGCCCAAGAAGACGCCCCACAGUUUUCUCGGCGAGAAUUCCGGUCUAGUGAAUUUGGACAAUCUUGUUACGAAGCCUGUAUCGCCACCAAACCAGCCUAUUCAUCCUGUUCCUGCAGCUGCAUUAGCGAAUCCGUUUUCGAUGGUGGGCGGAGGAGGGGGGCAGACAACACAGCCUCUCUUCCCCCCCGGCUACACCCCCUCCAACAGCACGGGGCAACUACAGCAGCCUCUCAUGCCGCAGCCCAAUCCCUUUCUAUCGUAGGAGCCACACACAGGUUACAGGCUUUCUGGCGAAAUGCAAUACUGCUCAGUAGUGCUGAAAAAAUACUGAGUUCGGUUGUUAUGCAAAGUUUGCAGAAGAACUGCGAAACUGCUAAACUACUACCAACCUCCACUACAACACUGCUCACUAAUUCUCUGUUAGAUUGGCAACACUGCAGCACAUUGAAUUGACUCGCAUGUGUAGAAAAUGAGUGCUCACUGUCCGAAAUUCGUUUGCCUUUUGUAUAUCUGUUGUUAUUAUUGUUUAUAUAGGGAUAUAUACAUUAGUCACUACUAAUUUCAUACAACAUACAUGAUAAUAUUAUCUCAAAAUAUAUUUUACUAUUUGAAAAAUUCUGAUAUUAAAGUAUUAUAAACGUUUCAUUCAACAUGUUUUAAGUGUAAGUGAAGAAUCAAUUUAUUUAUUAUUUAUUAGCAUUAUUAUCGACUUGUUAUUAUAAAUAAACAUCUAUUCGAAUUGAAUUGAAAAAUAUUCAAUCAUAAACUGUAAAAUCAAUGAUUUUAUAUAGGCUUUAAUUUAUUUCUACCAUUGUCGCAGUAAAUUAGAAAUGCAAUUUAUACUAACUGUAGUUCAGUUUGUCAAUUCUUCCUUUUGAAUUGGCAGCUUUACAAUAAUAUGAAAAUUCAUAGUCUCCUGGAGAAUUCUCCCAAAUAACAUUCUUCAGAUUAGGCUUCUGUAUUAAUCAAUUCUCUCUAACAAUAAACUUUUUAUUUAUUCACUACAGACUAUUCCCACUUUGAAAACACUGUAAAUUAAUUCAAGUAGCAAUGAAGCUCAGUUCUAAAAUGUUUUGUUCUACCUUGAAAUAUAAAUAUGAAGUGGCAAAGAAAACAAAAAUAUUCUAUUUUGUCAAAAUUAUUUCAAUUCUAGGGACAAUAUCGAGUAAAUCCGAUAACAAUUCAAUUGGUUUUGUGUUUUUAUUUUGUGUUGGUUCUCAUCUUGAAUAAAAUUCUUGAUGCGUUGAGAAUUGUUAAAUUAACUUUCGUUUUUAUUUCAAUACUUUCAUUUUUCUCAAUAAUUUCGUGUUUAUGUAGUCAAUAAACAACUUUGGGAAAUCUUGUGUCAAAUUCUAAGAUAUGAAAUAUUUCAAUUCAUGAUCGAAAAAAACUUUUCCACUUCCGGACGUUACUCAUUUGAAAAAAAACUUGACGAAAUAGAGCAUUCAACAAAGGUUGUGAAAUCCCUAUUCUUGAAGCUAAAACCCUAUAUUUCAGGUUUGGUAAUGGUAAUCUUCAUUCAUUUCUCCUCAAACGUAAUCCAUCUUAUUUAUUUGUGUAUAUAAUUUUCUUUAAAUACUCGUUAUUGAUUAACGAUUAUAAUAUAUUAUGAAUUUUAUUAUGUAUAUUAUGUUGAACUGAUGAUAUUAUUAGUAUGUUUGGAGAAUAGAUACAUUCAUUUUAUUGGGAAAUGUAUUCAUCAACUGAUUGAUGUGGUCUGAAAUAAAUUAUUUUUGUAUCGAUUUCGUUAAUGAGGACUCAAGUCACCGUUGCACUUGUUAUCCUAUUAUGUGCAGGGUGGACCUAUUUUAUUGGAAUUGGAUUUCGAAUUCCUGAUCUGAAAGUCAGGUAUUCAUAUUCACACGUUUUAAUGUUCAUUGAAUUCAGAAAAACAACAUGAAAAUCCCCAGUUGUUAGCCCAAACUGUUCCAGAGUUUAGACUCGAAUUAGAGCUACAUUAAUACAAUAAAACACUGGUUGUUUCAAGUUGUGUGAAUUAAUUUUGGUGGUAAAUUACCGAGAAAAAUGUCAUACUUUAUGUUCACAUGUAUUAUUCAGAAACAAAUCAGUCAAACAAAAAAUACUCAUCAUCGAUUGAUAUUAAUUGGAAUGCCACUUUUGCUUUUAACUGAUGAAGAAAAUGGGGAUCAUGUGUAUGUUACUAUUAAAUUUUCCUACUAUAAUUAUUUUUGUUGUAGUGACAUGAUUCCUUAUCUCCAGUCAGAGUACAAAAUAUAACCUGCAUUGAUUGUAUCAUCUAUUUAAACUCUUGUAAAUUUUAUUUUCAUUAAUGAAAUAUUAUGUCAUUGUAAAUAAGAGAACUUCAUAGAAAACUACGGGAUUAUUUUCUUCUAGGUGAUUAUUCCAGGUGAUUGGAAAUAUCUAUUGAGUAUUACUUUAUUAUUAUAUUAAAUCAAUUAUAUAAUUUUUAUUUAUGGAAAACUAAAGCAUACAUUCAUAACUAAUAAAAUUUACUUUAAAUAAUUUCAUUUUAUGUCUUUAACAUAGUAGAGCAUCUAUAAUUUCAUUGUUAUGUUUAUUGUUUUCAGUGUAAUAAAUUUAUUAUUAAAUUAUUUCAAUUGA